Saccoglossus kowalevskii is the source of this 967-nucleotide messenger RNA. It is a transcript of the gene Vent2, whose product is annotated as vent 2 transcription factor. Gene Ontology annotation, molecular function: DNA-binding transcription factor activity, RNA polymerase II-specific; RNA polymerase II cis-regulatory region sequence-specific DNA binding. Gene Ontology annotation, biological process: cell differentiation; regulation of transcription by RNA polymerase II. Gene Ontology annotation, cellular component: nucleus. The record is from RefSeq and is marked provisional. NCBI's taxonomy places the organism in Eukaryota, Metazoa, Hemichordata, Enteropneusta, Harrimaniidae.
GUCAAAGCUGUUCACACCUGUAGACUAUAAAUUUCGGCUUGGGCAUAUCUACCAUCGAUACAUUAUCGCUGCGUAUUCGAGAUUCACUAUAUCAUGGUUCAACAUACAGCAACACCAACCGCCAUGCAUAUUGGGGUUGGCGGUAGCAGACCAGAUACGAAUGACUACGAGAUUGCCAUGAUAUUGGCGAGGAACAUGGCACAACAAACUUCAAAUGACCCAUCUCCUAUAGCUACAUCUACGCCCGAAUCACCUGAUAGCGGUUGCGAUGGUAACAACGAACACGGACCAAAACGCAAGAGAGCUCGCACUGCCUUCAGUAACGAACAGGUUUAUAAAUUAGAGAAGAGAUUCCGAGCACAGAAAUAUUUAUCCGCCACUGAAAGGGAGGAUGUUUCUCGUUCUAUUGGACUAUCUGACACACAGGUAAAAACAUGGUUUCAAAACCGCCGCAUGAAGUGGAAGCGUGAACGAAAAGACGACGUCCCCGAUAUGUCGAUGUCACACGCUGGAAUGUACGCGCACACCACUCACAAUUAUAUGCAAUCCUAUCCGAUCAAUGGAGCAUAUCCGUCACAUCCUUGCAUGUCGAGCACCGCCUCAUCCAUCGGGUCCGUUCCCCAGCAACCACAACCGAUGACCACCAUGUCGCUUGCCAGUACUCCGAUGAUGCCAUCGUCGUAUUCAGUACCGUCUCCGUCGACAGCGACAUGUCCCACUACCUACUACCCGACAUAUCAUAGAAUGACGACGACGACCUCUCAUUCUGCCAUCGGGCAUUACAACUACAACAUGCCAUCUGCGCACCGCGCCAUGUACUAAGCUGAAAAAUAACCCAACACAUAAUACUAGUAGUGCAAUACUUUUGUUGUGAGAUACAUUGAGUUAUUAUUAUUUAUUUACAUUUUUGUUUUGUUACAAUUAAUAACGUCGUAUAUUGAAAUACAAGUUAUAUUUUUUGAACAAA